Messenger RNA from Penicillium cataractarum, 3243 nucleotides. Its product is annotated as ATP-dependent RNA helicase MTR4. The record is from RefSeq and is a predicted model, not a curated record. NCBI's taxonomy places the organism in Eukaryota, Fungi, Ascomycota, Eurotiomycetes, Eurotiales, Aspergillaceae. Gene Ontology annotation, molecular function: RNA helicase activity; ATP binding; RNA binding. Gene Ontology annotation, cellular component: nucleus. Gene Ontology annotation, biological process: RNA catabolic process; maturation of 5.8S rRNA. The transcript is spliced from 3 exons. The coding region runs from base 1 to 3243 and encodes 1080 amino acids.
AUGGACGAGCUCUUCGAUGUCUUUGAGGACCAGCCUCAGGCUGUGCUGCCUCCCGGCGGUGCGCCUAAGCGCUCCAAAAAGGAUAAGAAGGAUAGAAGCAAGAAACGUGCCGCCAACGGUGAUGUGAAGAAUGACGCUACUGCACCAGAUAUGAUGGAGGACGUGACACCUUCGAGUGCACCUGUUGAGAAAAUCCCUGCAGUGUCCGAGGCGCCUGCUGCCAACAACGGGCAGCCCGAAACCAAGCGCCUUCGACUCGACGAAGCACCCCAACCUGUUGUCGCCGAUUCCUUCGAAACCGAACAAGAGCAAGAGAUUGCCGCAGCUGCUGGUCUGCAGGGCGGCCAAAAUGCAGCGUCUAUCAAGGUCUCUCAUCAAGUGCGCCACCAAGUUGCAAUCCCACCAGACUACCCCUACGUGCCUCUCUCGGAACACAAGCAACCGGAGGAACCAGCCAAGACAUACUCGUUCACACUCGAUCCUUUCCAGCAGCUAGCAGUCAAUGCGAUUCAAAGAGAGGAAAGCGUGCUGGUUUCAGCGCAUACUAGUGCCGGAAAAACCGUGGUUGCCGAAUAUGCUAUUGCGCAAAGUCUGAAGAGAAACCAGCGAGUCAUCUACACAAGUCCGAUCAAGGCUCUGAGCAACCAAAAGUAUCGUGAAUUCGCCGCUGAAUUUGGCGACGUUGGUCUUAUGACUGGUGAUGUUACCAUCAAUCCUACAGCCACCUGUCUCGUCAUGACUACGGAGAUUCUUCGGUCGAUGCUGUAUCGCGGUUCCGAGAUCAUGCGUGAAGUCGGAUGGGUCGUAUUCGACGAGAUUCAUUACAUGCGCGACCUGAACCGUGGUGUCGUUUGGGAAGAGACACUCAUUCUCCUCCCCGAUAAGGUCCGUUACGUCUUCUUGUCGGCCACUAUCCCCAACGCCAUGCAGUUUGCCGAAUGGGUCGUGAAGAUGCACAACCAGCCCUGUCACGUUGUGUACACCAACUACCGUCCAACUCCCCUCCAGCACUACUUCCACCCUGCCGGUGCGGAAGGAAUCCACCUGGUUGUGGAUGAGAACGGUGUGUUCCGGGAGGAGAACUUCCAGAAAGCUAUGGGCUCUAUUGCGGACAAAAAGGGCGACGAUCCGGCAAAUGCCCUGGCUAAGCGCAAGGGAAGGGGCAAGGACAAGUCACUCAAUAAGGGUGGAGAGAAAGGUCCCUCUGAUAUCUUCAAGAUCGUGAAGAUGAUCAUCAUGAAGAGGCUCAACCCGGUAAUUGUCUUCAGUUUCAGUAAGAGAGAGUGCGAGAGCGGUGCGCUCCAGCUAAAGAAUCUGGCAUUCAACGACGAUUCCGAAAAGGAGAUGGUUCAAAAGGUUUUCGACAGUGCCAUGGAGAUGUUGUCUCCAGAAGACCGCCAACUGCCUCAAAUUAUCAAUCUUCUUCCCCUCCUACGCCGAGGUGUUGGUGUUCACCAUUCUGGCCUCCUUCCCAUCCUCAAGGAGACCAUCGAGAUUCUGUUCCAGGAAGGUCUCAUCAAGGUCCUCUUCGCUACUGAGACUUUCUCCAUCGGCCUCAAUAUGCCUGCCAAGACCGUUGUCUUCACCAGUGUUCGCAAAUUCGACGGCACCAGCCAGCGCUGGGUCACGCCAUCCGAGUUCAUUCAGAUGUCCGGACGAGCCGGUCGAAGAGGUCUCGAUGACCGUGGUAUUGUCAUCAUGAUGGUUGGUGAGGAAAUGGAUCCCGCGGUUGCCAAGGAAAUCGUUCGUGGUGAGCAGGAUCGAUUGAACUCGGCUUUCCACCUUGGAUACAACAUGGUUCUCAACCUGAUGAGAGUGGAAGGUAUUUCCCCAGAGUUUAUGCUUGAAAGGUGUUUCAAACAGUUCCAGAACACGGGCAACGUCGCUACUUUGGAGCAAACCCUUCGUGAGCAGGAGGAGAAGAAGGCAAAUAUGAUCAUUCCCGACGAAGGAACUAUCCGGGAAUAUUAUGAUUUGCGCACACAGUUGGAAACCUUCUCUGACGAUGUUCGUGCCGUUAUCACCCAUCCAAACCAUUGCCGGCCCUUCAUCACGUCCGGCCGUCUGCUUCAGAUCAUGCACCAAGGCCAAGAUUUUGGAUGGGGUGCGGUAGUCAGGCUCUCGCAGCGCAAGCCUGCAAAGGACCCCAAGGAAGAAGUCGAUGCCCAUAAGGGGUGGGUUGUUGAUGUCCUUCUGAAGCUUGCCACUGGGCCGGCUGUUGGCACCAAGUCCUUCCAAGACUUCCCCGCAGGCAUUCGACCGGCCAAGGAGGGAGAACCCUCUCGGUUCGAAAUCGUGCCCGUUGUGCUGAGCUGCAUCCAUGCCAUCGGACAUGUUCGCAUCUUCCUGCCGAAGGAUAUCAAAUCUGAGGAUGCCCGAACUGGAGUGGGCAAGGCUUUGGAUGAAACGAGAAGGCGAUUCCCCGAUGGUGUUCCGCUCCUUGACCCCGUCCAGGAAAUGAAAAUCACGGAUGACUCCUUCAAGAAGUUGCUACGGAAAAUCGAGGUUCUCGAGUCUCGCCUGCUGGGCAACCCGCUCCACCACUCCCCACGACUGCCAGAGUUGUACGACCAAUAUGUCGCAAAGGUCAAUCUGAGCAAUGAGAUCAAGGCGACCAAGAAGGGCAUCAGCGAUGCCAUGUCGAUUUUGCAACUUGACGAAUUGAAGUGCCGCAAGCGUGUGCUCCGUCGUUUUGGCUUCAUCAACGAGGCGGAAGUGGUGCAGCUGAAGGCCCGGGUUGCCUGCGAGAUUAGUACCGGUGAUGAACUCAUGCUGGCUGAGCUGCUGUUCAAUGGUUUCUUCAACAACCUCACUCCCGAGCAGGUGGCAGCUGUCGUCAGUGUCUUCGUGUUUGAGGAGAAGGUUAAGGAGGCCCCGCCUUUGAGCAAGGAUGAGCUUGCUAAGCCCCUUAAGGAGAUUCAAGCACAAGCUCGGAUCAUUGCCAAGGUCUCGCAGGAGUCCAAGAUGGCUAUCAACGAGGACGAGUACGUUCAGAGCUUCCACUGGGAGCUCAUGGAGGUGGUCUAUGACUGGGCACACGGCAAGUCCUUUGCCGAUAUCUGUGGUAUGACGGAUGUCUAUGAGGGUAGCUUGAUCCGUGUUUUCCGACGACUAGAGGAGUGUCUGCGUCAGAUGGCGCAGGCUGCCAAGGUGAUGGGUAGCGAGGACCUGGAGAGCAAGUUCGAGGGGGCGUUGACCAAGGUCCGCCGUGACAUUGUUGCUGCUCAGUCGCUCUAUCUGUAA